AACAACAUGAAAUUAUAUUAUGGCUUUUUAAUUUUUUUUACGUUUUACCUUAUUCAUAAUAAUUAUUUAAAACAAUUCCUAAUUGCUAACCUUGACAGUGCAGUAGGCCAGUAGAUAUAGAAGUGUACAAUCAUGUUUGCCAGCAACCUUCUGUAGUAAUUUAUAUAAUUAUAAAUCUAAUUUUUGUUGGGGAAAUUGUGAAUUGUAAUGGCCAGUGGUCCUAAUACUAUAGCUAUUCCUAUUUGUAGCGAUAUGGAGAAGAAAAAAUCACCACAAUUAAGCUUUAAAAGAAGAACAAUAGUAGCCAACUCUGAUUCGGUAAAUUAUUUAUAAUAUUUGAAAUCGUUUUAGUUAAAUUAAUAAUAUUUGAUUUUGAGUAUAGGAUGCUAGUGUAGACAGUAAUACACCUUCAAUAGAAUCAAAGGAAGAUGGUUUUACUUAUCAUAAAAGGAAACUUGGACGAGAACCUGGUAAUUUUAGUUUUUGGAUACUUAUUUGUUUAAGAUUUAUUUAUUUAUUUUUUUUUCAUUUGUAUUUGUAAAUGCUUAUGAGUACCUGUUUGAUUUUUAAAAGCAGAAUUUAUUAACCUUGUAUAACAAUAUUAUUAAUUUUGAUAGGAUCCAAAAAAGUCAUUCGCCGUGGUACAGAAUGGGAAAUAGUUGAAGGACUAAAAGAUGGCCAAAGAUAUGACAAAAAACCAGAACUCUUUAGAGGUUACUUACACAAAAAACGCAAAUGGCCACUAAAGGGAUGGCACAAGGUUUAAAAUUUUGUUUUAUUAGUGUCAUAUUAUUCAAUUAUUUUUAAUAUUUUUAAAUAUUAUUUUCAGCGUUAUUUUAUAUUAGAUAAAGGAAUUUUAAAAUAUGGAAAAAAUCCUCUUGACAUGUCUAAAGGUAAAAUUCAUGGUCAAGUUGACAUUGGAUUGUCAGUUAUAUCUACUAAAUACCAACGUAAACGAUUGGAUAUUGAUGCUGAAGAAUUUAUUUAUCAUUUAAAAGUAAGUACUUACCUACUUAAAAUAUAUAUUUUAUAAACUAAUUUUAUUUAGGUUAAUCUCCAUUAAGAAAUAAUUAAAAUUAUCUCUAGUAGUUAAUAUAUUUCGUAACUUAAAUUUUGAUUUGGUUAUUGAAAAUAAAAUAAUUUAAUUCCAGUUAUUAUAUUUCAAUAUUUUAUUUUAUUAGAAUAAACGCCAAGCGGCUUUUGAGAAAAAUAUUAGCAAUACAAAAUAACUUAACAUUAUAAUAUUUACAAUUUAUACAAAUUAGCCACUGGAAAAAAAAUGACAAUUGAAUUAAAAUUCAAAUAACAUAUAAACUUAAUGUUUAAUUAGUUUAACAAAUGAUAGAAAAAUAUCUAAAAUUAAAUAAUAAGUAAAAUAAAAUGUAAAAAUUGGCCAAUUUAGGUCAAUUUAAGUUGGCCAUAUUUUUAAUAUGAAUUAAAUAUGACUUGUGAAUAAAAAAUAAUUUGAAAUAAGGGAUAUUAUUUUAUGAGGAUAUUUUGUAUAUAGAAUAUUUGUAACGGGGAUAUUUUGGGUGUGAAUCAUACAAAUCUAUGUGCCCCAGUAAAAUUUUCAAUUAUACUGAAUUUUAUGUAAUAUUUGUUUGUAAUCAUUUUUACUUUAUUAGGUACUUUAGAAUAUACAGUUUUUAUCAUAUACUUUAAAUGUACAACAUUGUAUUUUGUACAGUUAAUAGACUUAUAAAUCUAUAGUAGUACCCAUAAAAUAACACUCCCAAAAUGAUAUUACAACAAUUUUUUUUUUUAUCCUUAUUCUAUUAUUAUAUACAAGGUGAUCCAUUUAACUAGGUACACUUAAUAUUGAUAUUUUCUAAAAAGUACUAUGUACUGAAUAUUUAUAUAAAAUAGUUACCUAUUACUAAAUUUUAAAAUCUAUUAUUUUUUUAUUCAUUGAAUUAUAGUUAAGAAUUUAUAAUUUAUAUUAUUAUCUAUAAAGGUGAUUUGAUACAAAUAUAAUGGCUAUUAUUUAAUAUUUAUUUAUAAAUUAAUAAUAUUUUUUAAUUUCAAUUUUUAUCUAUAUUAAUUAAUUUUAAUAUUACAUAUUAUUUGUUCUCAUGGCUGAUCCCAAAUAGUUAGGAUGAAGUUGAAGGAGAAGAAAAAAUUAUUUGUUCUUACAUGAACCACUAUUAUAAAACUUUAGGUUGCGAAGUCUACCUGAGAUUUUACAUUGUACUUUUUACCAAUUGAAUGUCAUUCAAUAAGUGUUCACAGUUUUUAAUUCACUUUGUCCACUUAAAUCGAGUAGGGUACAUUUUGAGGACACUAUGCUUGAUUAAUGUAGGAAAAAUUUGUGUUUUAUAAUAUUCAUACCUAUAUUACAUUGUACAUACCUUGGUUUUUACUUUAUCCGUUACAUAUGUAUAUACAUAAUGUAUAGAGUGAUUUUUAUUAUAAGCCAGUAAUUAUCACAGAAGAUUUAAACUGAAUUUGAUUACUGUUUUUUUUAAUCAUUUUGGAAUUGGUUAAGCUUUAUUUUGAAACAAUUUUUAAUUUUUUUCCUAACCUAACCAUUACAGUAUGUAGUUGCCAAUUAAUGGAUUCACUUUGUGACUAGACCAUUUGAGUCCUUAACCCAAUAGGCCCAUUCUUAUCAAUAUAAACUUUGAUUUUUACGUAGCUGAGAGCGGCCCUUAGUCUAAUAAAUACAAUAGGUAAUUUAAUUAAAUUUAAAAUAUUUAUUGAGAUUUCAGCUUAAUUAUACAAUGAUAUGUAUAAAAUAUGGAGAGGAAAAAAAUCUAAAAAAAAUUUAACAAAACCAAAGUGUAAACCACCUUUAUAUAUAUAUAUAUAUAUAUAUAUAUAUAUACAAGGUGGCCUAUAGUGUUAUCUGAAUGCUAAUAACUCUGACUAUAUGUAAACUGCAGUAUAAACAAAUUUUAUAUUAUACAAACUCGGCAAUUUAUUUCAUAUAAUUAUUAGGUAUACACUAUAUUGUAUAUAAAUAUAUACUGAUAGAAUGAUCGAUAAUGAUUGUAUGCUAUUUUGUAACAUGUAUGUAAUGUGGCUCGGCAAUCAAUUGUGGUGUCUGGUUCAUGAGUAUAUAUCAAAAAUGAUUUUUUUUUUUUGUUGUUCAAGACCAAUUUGGCCUUGAAUAUUUUAUUUGAAUAUUCCCACGUUUUCAUGCCUUUUUUUUUAUUUGUGUAUUAAUUUAAAAUUUUUUACUUAAUUGUGUGACAUUCUGACUGAAAAUUGUUUUAAGUUCCAUAUUACUAUAUGGCACUUAAUCUUAAGAUGUAUUUUCAUCUACUGAGGUCUUAGUACCAAGUAGUAUUAUCUCAAGUAAAGGAACUAAUAUUUAGUAUAUGUAAAAAUAAAUUUGGAUUACCUUAUCAAUUUAAUACAUUUUCGUUUAUUGUAUUGGUAUAUACCUAAUUACUUAUUAUUAAUAAAUUACCACAGUUUGUAUAAUGUAUCUUAUCAGUUUUGCCACAGCUUGUAUAGCGUUAAAUUUGUUUUGCAAAAGUUUACUAUCUCCCAUAACUGUCAAUAUUCAUUUUUUUUCUAAAGAGGGACACAAAUUACAUUUUUAUUUUCAUCCCUUAAUCAUUGAAAAAAUAUAAUUUUUUUUUUCACAUUUUAAAAUUUUCAAAAUACCCAAUUCGUAAAAUAUAUUAUUUUAAAAAUUUAAAUGUACCGUGUAUUCAUAUCUGAUCAAUAGUUUCUAAGUAAUAGCUGUUUUAAUAUUUAGAGAAAUGUGUGACACACGAGAUUACCACAUUACAGUGUCACACAAAAGCAAAUCAUAGUCAUAUAUUACAUGGUAAUAGAGAUAAAUAGUCUGAUAACGAAAUGUGAUUAUGAUAUGAUUCUUAUGCAAUUAUGAUCGGUUCAAAAUACAAAUAUAUCUGUGGUUCAAAGCAGAUUGUUAUCAUGAUCCACCUUAUUUAAAAUACACAGAUAAGAAAUAAUUUGAACCAGAUCACGGAUUAAGAUACAUCCCAGUCCAUUAUCUAGAUAUUUAUUUUUAUUAUGUUUAUUUUUUAGCCUAAUGACCACGCAUUAUGUAUAAUACACUUGUUUUUACAUAUUUUAAUUCAAAAACCUUGAAACUUGGUGUAUUUAUCUGUGUGAAAAUCAAAUUUUCUCCUACCGAAACCAUAAUUUAUGAUUUGGUGCAUUGUAUAUGUCUCUAAUUUGUGUUAUUUUGUUUGUUCAAAAACGUGUAAGUUCUAUAUCCUGUGUAGUUGAUCAAAUGAAAAAUGAAUAAAGGUGAUUAUGAAUAUUGAUAGUUAUUAGCAUUAAGAUAACACUGUAAGACACCUUACAUAAUAUAUAAUACUCAAAACUAAAUAUAAUUUAUUUUGUUUUGUAUAACAUGUUUACUUAAGAUUUAAUAUUUAUGUUUAGUAACAUAAUUAAAUUAAAUAGGUAGGUAUAGUACUAAUAUUAUUUUCCCGGGUAAAAUACAAGUUUAGUUAGUUUAAUUACAGUAAUUAUGUCACAAAAAUUGGUAUUCACUAAGAACAAUGUUGCUCUAUAAUUAAUAAUAAAAAAAUAUUUAAAUUCAAUAAUUUAUGUAAUUAAUUGUAUAAAUUAAAAUUGUAUUUUUAAACUAUGAUUUAAAAAAAUUGAAAACUCAUUUCUUCCUACUUAUGUGAUUGUAUAUAAAAUGUCAAUAACAAAUACAGCAAUUUUUAAUUUUCAAUGAUUGUAAAAUAACAGGCUUUACUUAAAUGAAUUAUUUCAAUAUUAAUCUAUUUAAGUAUUUAUUUUCUUUAAAUAUCUCAAUAACUAAUUCAAACAUUUCAUAAAAAUAAAACCAUAAGAAAUUUAAAACUAAAUAAAAUGUUUAUUUUAUUCAAAAUCUUCAAUUAAAAAAAUAAACUGGAAUAUUUAAUAUUAAUUUUCUAUUUUUUUAUUAUAAAAAUGUAUGAAUUAAUUUGUUCAUAAGAAAAAAACAGUUAAGUUUAUCUAUUAUUAUGUAUCUUAAUUUUAUAUAAUUUUUUUUUUUAUUUGUAGAAUAAAUAUAAAUAAGUUUAUAUAGAUAUUUAAUUUUUUAAUAUAAUUUUCUAAACAAAAUACAGACUAUUUCAGCUUACAAUGUCUAUUAUUUAUAUAUACAUAUAUAUAUAUAUAUAUAUAUAUAUAUAUACACACAUAAUUAUAGUUAAUUUUAAAGAGACUAUUUUAGCGUGUUGGAUAAAAUAAUGGUUUAAAGUUUAUCAGAAAUAUAAGAAAUCAGACCCAUUUCCUCCCAAAACUCAAGAACAAGUGAUACUCCCGGCUACAAGGGUGAGAUAAGACAUCUCAAUAUAAUGGCUCAAAAGGAUUUUUGUGUCACGGCACCGUGGGGCCGAGGAUUGUCAUGAAGGAGACUAACCUCCUUCGUCAGAAUGUUACGUCUUCGAUUUUGGAUAGCUCUACAAAAUGUUUUCAAAGUUUCACGGUAUAAAGUUGUAUUGAUAGUUGUGGUUAUUGUAAACUCAAUUAAAAGAAUCAUUUUCUCAUCCCAAAAAACCGUGACCAUGAUUUUUCGAGCAAACUGCGCCACUAAACUUAUUUUUUUUUCGAGUGACAAUUUUUCCAAUCCAGUGACUGUUAUUUUUAUUCAGGUGUGUUAAAUGGUUAGCCCUAGUUUCAUUACCCGUUACUAUAGAGUUCAGUUUCUCCUUAGCCAGCAUAUUGGACCAAAAAUUCUCGAGAAAUUUCAUUUUGGCGCUUACGGUACUCUGUCAACAUUUUUAGCACUCACCGAGCACAAAGUUUAGGAUAACCCAUUUCAUUUAAAAAUCUUUGAAUCGUGCUUUUUGACUGACAAUUUAAACCUUUGUUGAAGAUUUCUGUCACUCGUUGGCUUAAUGAGGCUCACUUUUAAGUUAUUACUUUAUUUCAUCUGAAAUCAAACUCCUUCGAUCAUAAAUUUCGUCUAAUCUGAAAAUUCUCUACACCACUUCCUCACAUUUUUUGCAGAUACGCAAGUCGUUCUGUGAAACGACUAUAGUUAUCGAGCAGUUUCCGAUGAAUGGAUAUCGAUGGUUUGCAAAUUGUUUAAGAAACGAAUAACAGUGCCAGUGAGUUCACACCUUGAGUUAAUAUAUUAUCUUAGUUCAUGGUUCACACCACGUAUGCACGGAAAGACAGGUGGCAGAAAUCGACGUAGAGACAUUCAUUCUAAAAGAUGUAAACUAAAAUUAAACAUUUGAUUGAAAUGGGCCCAUCGUUGCCAAAUAUGUCAGAACCGUAUGAAGACCUAAGUAUCAUACCUAAAAACAUUAAACAUAUAUGAGUAUACAUAUAUAUCUAGCUAAGUAAAAGUAAAAAGAUCUCGUGCCAACUUCUAUUUAACCUGUGUAAUUUUACAGAAAAUGGUCCGACCUCUUUGUAGCCUAAAAUAAUGGACCGAUUAUUCUUAAAUUUACACGGGUUCAUUAGUAUGUUAUGUAGAUGAUACUUUUGUAAAUUUCAUUUUAAUAUGCAACAGUAUUAGUAUAGUUUUUACUCAAAACGCUAUUUUUAUUAAAACUAUUUUACAAUGCAUAUCGUAUGUUGUACUUGUUGUUCCACCUGUUUGCGAUGAAUAAAAUACAAUUUUGUUUAUUUAUUUUAUCGUUGUAUUACUAUAAUUAUGUUUUCCAGCAACAUUCAUAAGCUAUAUUCAUAGUUAUACAUCAUAUAUUCAUUUACUCAAUCCAUAAAACAACAAAGAUAUUUUAUCCCCAUCAUUUUUCACUCGAAAAAAAAAAAACAGAUUAACUCUAUCCAAAAUUUUAAUAAAAAAAUUAGUGAUAUUCCAACAACCCCCAGUCAACUACGUAUAAAAACCUCGUUAAGAAAAAAAAAAACUCAAGUUUAAAAAGUCGUGAUAUCAAAAAGGGGCUAAUAAGAAUUUUUUUAAAAAAAAUUUUAUUUAAAAAAUAUAUUAAUAUAAAGUAUUAAUAAAGUGUUUUACAUAACAUUGUUUAUCAGCAACCUGAUAAUGGCGUAUGCCGAAACUAAUUAGUUGUGUAAUAAAACUUAUUAACACUUUGUCAAUACAUUUUUAAACAAAAAAUUUUUUUAUAUACAAUUAAAUAAAAGUGUCAAAAAAUCUCAAAUUUAUGAUUUCAUAAAGUCACUAGUAUAGGUGUAGAAAUUGUUUAUAAUUGUUUGUAUUUGAUAAUUUAAUACAAGUAAUUUAACUUAGCUUGGUGACCAUUCAUAGUAUGUAUUUAAAUAGUGUUAUGAUAUAAUGAAUAAAUUAUAAAAUGGAAUGUAAAUAUUCAUGUCGACAUUAUAUCUUUAUUAGAAGCCGCAAAGCUAAGUUAAAUUAUCGCACUUCAUCAAAUACAAACAAUUAUAAACAAUUUCUAUACUAGUAAAUUUAAGGAAUUACUUUCAAUAGUUUAAAAUCUUCUCUGCGAUAUACUCGUAUCAUUAAAAAGAAACUGCAUAACAAUUGGAUGGGUAGUUUCAGAGAUUAUUCGUUCUAAAAAAAAAUACCAUUUCAUAUUUAUAUAAAUAUACUGUAUGGUAGAUAGAGUUUUGUGCGCACUACGACAACUUUGUUCUCUACGAAUAAUUAAAAUGUGAACUUGUGUUUUUAUUGUAGAUUGUACAUAAGGUUCCGUAGAAGUAAGAAAAACAAUUUUUUUCUUUUACAUUUACAAUAUUUAUCAAUUCUCAAUAACACUUAUUAUCUCGUGAAGAAGGUAUUUAUUUAUUUGGAUUUUUUUUAACAGCUGUCCUGACCAACAUUUCCCGUGCCACUAUUGAAAAAAAAAUGUUAGAUGGAAAAAGGGUGGUUCGGCUCAGUCAGUAGCAGAUUCAGGGGGGAGGCAACGGGGUCAUUUACUCCCCCAAACACCGUAGUAGAGUAGUAUGUUUUGAUUCACAGUCUUAUAAUUUACUAUUUUUAGCACUAUAUUUAAACUUUUGCCGUCCCUCCUCCCAAUGUGAGUUCUGGUUUCGACUAACUAAAAGUGUGUUGUGGGUAACCCAUAAAUCAACAAAAAUAAUUUUGUUUUCGUACCACAAAUACCCAAAACCGAAUUUUGGGAUUUUGUUUUCCACAUGAAGUGGAUUUAAAUAGCUAUAAACCUUCUUCAAACAACGCAGACCAUUUUACAAAAAAAACAGCAUAAAAAUCAGUCCAUUAGUCGAGAAGGGAUUCAUUCAAUUGAAUUUUUCUUUGAAUUUGUGUGCAUUGAAGUAAAAUAUUUGAGUACGAACAUGAAUUUAUUGAAAUUAAAUAAAUCGGAAUUCAUUGUUUUAUCAAUCAUUUGUAUCAACAAAUAUUUUUCAUGCAUUUACCGUACACUUAAUGAUGUACAAUAUUUUUUUGUCUGUCUAUCUGGAGAGAAAACGAAUUUUACCGAUGGUUUAUAGACGUUCAAGUACGACAUGUACAACUGAUUAUGGGAAAAACGCGGCAAUUCAAUUUUAUUUCACACACUUCUCACAUUUGGUCUUGCGAUUUAUUAAUUGUCAUCAUGAACGCAAGGCGAACAGAAACUGUACACUCUUAAAUUGAAACGGCAAGUCUAUUGGAAUCAGAACAUCCUCGCCUUUGAACUUUCCUUUGAUUAUCAUUACUUAAAUCACGUUGUUCAUCAACUUCAUAACAGUGAGUCUUGUUCCAUUGCAUAGUUUCGGUUGGUUCAGAUUAUACGUAAAAUGUAUAUCAAUUUGUGAUCAGCAAUCAAUGGUGGCAACAAUGCUCCUGUACGAUGGUGAAUUUAACUUUGAAUCUAUAGAAUCGUCUGUUUUGUCGACGUUCUAAAUUAUUUUGUGCAUAAGUUCCAACUGAGUGAUUCGAACUCGACCGGUUUCGUUGUUCUGGAAUCAUAAUGGAUCGCGCUUGAAAAAUACUUCUUUGAUUUACUUCCAAACGUUAUCCGCGCUCUUCGUAAAUCUAUCAUUGAAUCAACGAUGAAGUUGUUUGCUUUACGCGUACGUCGACUGAUAUUUCAACCCUUCAUUGGUGGCUGUUUUUCUAAAGAAAUAAUUCAUGAACUGAAACACAUUAAAUUAUUACGAACGUUGCAACCCACCAAAUUAAAGAAUUUUAUAAUUUUGAAUACACCAAAGAUAUGAUAACCACCGAUAACACACUGAACUAUCACUUUCAAUUCAAUUAUUUUCGCAAAUUAUCAAUAUGUAUGUAUUUAUAUACAUUUUUUGUUAUGGAAACAUUAGACAGCAAAACUGAAUGUCAAUCGAAACAUUUUUAUUGAUUUCCGAGUUACCUUGGUGAUACGGGUGAAAUAAAACUAAAAAUAAAAAAAAAUAAAAAAUUUGCCAUUUAUAUUUUUUAUAAAUAAUUAAAAAAACUAAUAGUUGUCACGAGGAUUCGCACAGCAAACAGUACAGUUGCUGUAGAACUGCAUACAUAGUUCACUGUAUUUCAUUAUGUAAUAAUAUAUAUUUAUAUCAACUUGUUAUUGUUAUGAAAAUAUGUGGUAAUAGAACAGAACGUUACAUUUUUAGAUUCCGAGCGUAGCGAAGGAGCUAUUGGUUUUAAUAAGAUGUUUUAUUUUUUUUUUUUCUUUGUUCUAGUCUGUCGACGCGGUUUUUCUUAGUAAAUUUGCAUUAAUUUUUACGCGUAGCAACUCUUCUGAAAACUCUAAAUGUCUAAUGGUACUUUACAAAAGUCAUUUUUUAAAUAAAAGCACCUAAGUGGAGAAAAACGUACAAUUUCACGAUUUCAUUAUUUUAUAAAAACACGAACGACGUUUUCUACCAGGAAAAAUGAUUUAAUCGAAAAAUCAAAAGAUACCUUUUUUAUUGCCUUUUUGAUUUAAUUUCUAACGGUAUCAUCGCCAAAACUUUUGAGCUUUUAAAAAUGUUCAAUUUUUAGUAGUUUUUUGUUGUAAUUCGGUUAUACAUAUACCUAGAGACUUGAAACUUGGUAAUAAUACUUAUAUUGAAUUUAUCUAGACGUGGUAAAAUUUCCAAAAUCAUCAGACGACUUUUUUUUUAUUAGCGUUUUGAAAUUUAAACGAAAUCGCAAAAAAUUAUGUAUUACCGAAAUGUGCUCGGAAUUUUCUUUCUUCGAGGAAUGGUUUAUCGUUGCUUACAGAUAUAAAUGAAAAACCUUAUGUAUCCUACCUUCCCGACUGUUCACCUAUAACAAUGGCCGCUCCCAUCCUUAGUAUCGGGUCUUCUUUUUUUUUUAUUGAGAUUUUCAUACGAAAAUACCAUUUAAAUUGUCGACCACGAUUUUUUUUCAUUCAAAUUUUGCCCUCACAAUUACGAGCACAAUAAAAAAAUAACGAAAAACGAUUUGAAUCAAUGUUCGGUUAUACAUUUUUUAAAACUUCGUAAUAUUUACGAUUUUCUUCAAAAUUUGAUAUUUAAUGUUUUUAUUUCUUGACUAUUAUGCACGACUUUUUUCAAGUAUUCCUAUUUAGUCUAACAAUUUUAUUUACAGAGUACCUACUAAAUAAUAUAUGCAUAAAAACAAACAAAAUGGAAAUUUUUAUAAAUAGCUCAAAAGUUUUAAAAAUUGGAUUACAAUAAAAAAGUAAAAAUUAAAAAAAAAAGACUGAUAUACUUCGCAAGUGGGUGCAGCCACUAUUGUAGAUUGGAAGGUAGGAUACAGACGGGAAUUUAAUGUAUAUCUGUAAGCAACGAUAAACUAUUGCUAACUUCAAAAACGAUUCUGAGCGGAGUUCAUUUGAUUAGUAGUGCUUUGUCAACAAUACAAUAUAUAGUAUAUAUGCCUUAUUAUGGUAAAAUGAUGUGCGUUCCCAUGACAACAAUGAUUGUUUAAUAAAGAUUAAAAUAAUAAAAACUUAAUAAUAAUAAAAAAUAAAUAGAAACGGUUGCCAAUAACAACCUUAUUUUUAAUCUUUCAAUCUUUUUUAACCUGAAGUAAUAAAUAAGAAGACCUAUGUUUUCCUCAUUAUCUCGAAUAUUAAUAAGAAUUUCAAAAAUUGCCCUCUCUAAAGUACCACCCAUAGAAAAUUUCGUUUAGUUUCGGAAAAGUUAAAAAAAAAAUAAUUUGUAUAGUUUGUUUUGUUCUUUCUACGAUUUUUUUUCUAUUUCGCCUAAUUAAUAAAAAAAACUACAGAGAAAAUCAAAAAUCGACUUUCUUACUCCCUAUGUUGUUUUUUUGUUGGAGCAAUAUUUCUGGUAGAUAACAAACCCUAAAAAUUUAGAAUUAAUAAAUCGUUUUGCCGUAAUUAUUUGUUUGUUUGUCUCGUCAUUUUUCUUUCGGUAUUUUCAAUUGUUAUUAUUAUUAUUGUACACAGUAUAUUUAUAUAAAAAAAUAAUAAUAAUAAUAAAACAAUUGUAAAACCAAUGCAUUCCUCCCUACGUUCUGAAUCUAAAUAUCAGUCGAAUCGGUCGAGCCGUUUUCAAGUGAUGAAUUUUUAUACAUGUUGUGAUUGAUUUUUAUUUAUGUAUGGUAAAUAAAAGUUUUUCUUCGUGUGAGGGAAUCAGAAAAUUCCUUUUUGAAGUUUAAUAAUCACACAAAAUCACCCGGCAAAAUAUUCGUUGGAAUAUUAUUAAACAUCUACUAAUGGGUUAAUAUGAUUACAAUUUAUAAUUUACUAAGUAUAGCUACACUGAUCUUGGGUUAUAAAAGUUGUAAUUUAGAGUAUAAACCUUCCGGUCACUGUCAUUUACAGUAUUUUUUGGAAAUUCACUAACAUGUGUCAACUGGAAUGCCAACUUACUGGUGUUUAUCGUUUAUAAUUCCAGCUACUGGUAGGAGUCCGAAGCCUUCUCCAACAGUUGAUAAGAAAAAAAAAAAUUCAUGCCGAAAAACCGGAAAAAAAAAUUUAAAAAAUGUUUUCAUAAUAUGUUUGGAUCAGUAAACAUGUAUUUUAUUGUAUAUAUUACAUUCCUAUCGUUGUGUGAUAAGUUUACCUACUUAACCUGUUUAAUUAUAUUAAGUAGUAAAGUAUAAUUUAUAAAGCAUUGCAGUGAUGACAUACAAACAACCAUAAUCUUCAGAUUGUGGACUUUUUAUUUUAAUUUGUAUGAUGUAUAGACAUACAUCAUACAAAGAUGUCUAUCUUUUUUGAUAUGAAAUAACUUACCACAUAAUUUGAAAUAAUUUAAAUAAUUAUUUUUUUCAUUAACUGAUGUAAGAGAAAAGUUCAACAAAUUCUUAUUAAAAUUACAAAAAUAAAAUGAUAACAUGUUAGGUAAUAUUUUAUUCUUAUUAAGUCUAUGAUAUGAAUACAUAAAUUGUUGGAUUGAUUGGUGGGAUUUUAGGGUUUCAAGAUUGGUAAACCUGAUUUCAAUUUGUUUCUUUUCUUUUAUAGGUUGUCGGAGAACACACCCUAACCCCUACUGGGGAUGCGAUUGUCAUGUCCCAAUCAGUGGAUUAUAACAAUUUUAGAUACAAUUUGUUGUAAACUGAUGCAUGAUUGUAAUUAUCUUCAUCAGUAACUCAAAUUGAUCUGGUAUCACACUGAUCACCAAUUUGAAUUUUGUAUGGUCAUUGUUGUCUAAUUCUAGUAUAAUCGUCUCUGAUGCCCUAUAUUUCUUUUUGCCCAUCCAAACCAUAUUUUUUUUCUAUUCUCUCAUAUAUUUUUCUAAUAGCUGGUCAUACACUCGCAUAAAACUAUUGAAAUAGAACUUAUUGAUUGAUUCUUGAACUGUGAUUUUGUAUUUUGUUUCUGCCAUAACGAUAGUUAAUAAUUAUUCAAGUAGGAUUUCAAAUCUUAGAUCUCAGAUUAAAAUAGAAUAACAAAAUUGAUACUUAAUACACAACACAGAAUUUCGUUGUGGCGGUGUAGUGGAAGGGGUAAGUCAACGUAGAACAGAUGGAAACGUAGAUGAAUAACUGGCGUGAAACGUUUGCAAGUUACCAGUGGCUGGUAUUUUAUAAUUAACAACCUCGCCUUAACUGAUACUUCAACUGGCACCGUUCAAUCAAGUCUGAUUUACGACCUUUACUUUUGGGACAGGCCUCACAUAAGCAGGUGUGAUUGAAGUGAUACAAUUUGGCUAGUAUUCACGAAUUAAGAUAUAUAUUUACUAAGGUAUAUCUUAAUCUGUAGUAGUACCUAUUUCAAUAUAAAUUUCACAAUUAUUUUUGUGGAGUGUUUUUUUUUUUUUAGCUUUAAACGCCUCUACAGCUCAGCUAAAUGAGGGUAAUAAAAUAUGUAUAUUAUGCUUAGCGUUAAUUUUUUUUUUUACUAUGAAUCAUAUGUGACAAAUCAAUUUUUUGAGUCUAAAUUGUAUAAAUAAAAUAAAUAAUAACAAUAUUAUAAUUGCUAGGGCAACAUAUAUAAUUAUUUUAUAUUGCAUGGCUCCAUACUCUGCUAUCUUGCAUUUGGGUGGACAGUUGUUAAAGAUUAGAAGGUAUGCCAUUAUGUAGACCUCUCUAUAAUUUCAAUUCGUGUCUUCCUUGUUGAUUAUUUCUCAUUUUCUCAGGUUCUUACUCAUACAGUCAAAUUCGCUUAUAACGAUGCCGUAUAUAACGAUAUUCCAGGUAAAACGAUUCCAAACAAUGUAUUUGGUUGGUUUUAUAUGUUAUGUAUAGUACUUUUAUUCUUAUAUAACGAUAUCGGUUAUAACGAUAAUCCGGAUAUAGCGAUUUAUUUUGAAACGAAAACUGAUUUUUUUAAUCGCCUUUAGCAAUAUGAUUUCGUUGGAAGCGAUAAUUCUUAAUCUUAUCUGUAACAGAUAAUAUGUCUUGUACGACCGUAUUGUAUACGGCAUACGUUUCUUAGUCGCCAUUUUGAUUGAUAUCCGUUUAUACGUUCCGUAUAAGUUAAAAAUGUCAAAUAAAAGACGACGUUGUUUCACUAUCGUUGAAAAAGUGAAAAUAAUUGAACGUUUAGGAAAUGGUGUUUCUAAUAAAGAUCUUUGCCAAGAGCUGGGAAUCAGUCAAUCAACACUAUCUACCAAUAAAUGGUCCGAUACUUCAACAAAAAGCGACCGAAUUCGGGAAGCGUUUUAAUAAAAUAUAUUUUCAAUGUUCUUCUUUUUGGAUUACCCGUUUUCGUCAGACACAAUAUCGUUUUUGGAAAAAUAAGCGGAGAAUCGGCAAGCGUUCCUGUUGGUGUUUCGGAAAAUUGGCUGGAACACGUUUGGCCUAAUUUGCGUAAAAAUUAUGCAGAUUGUGACAUUUAUAAUUCUGAUAAAACCGGAUUGUUAUAUCGUCUAACACCGUCUCAAACAUUACGUUUUAAAGGGGAAACAUGCAGUGGUGGUAAAUUAUCUAAAGAGCGAUUCACGAUUCUUGUAGCCUCUAAUAUGACAAAAAAAAACUGUUGGUAAUUGGAAAAUCUAAGACUCCGAGAUGUUUUAAAAAUGUCGAAAACUUGACAGUCACCUACAAAAGCAAUAAAAAAGCAUGGAUAACUGGAGACAUAUUUUCUGACUUGUUAAAAGAAUGGGAUAAACAACUGACAAAGGAAAAACGGCAUAUCCUAUUGACUGUAGAUAAUUGUCCGGCUCAUCCUCCUAUUCAAAAUAUCAAAUUCAUAAAGUUGAUUUUUCUCCCUCCAAACACGAUCUCUGUAUUACAACCUAUGGAUCAAGGUAUUAUCAAAGCUUUAAAAGUAAAAUUUCGGAAAAAACUAGUACUCAACAUUAUUAAUCAAGAGGAACAGGGAAAAGAUAUUAAAAUUUCAGUAUUAGAUGCAAUUUUAAUGAUCUCCGAUGCAUGGAAUGAUGUUUCUACCACUACAAUAAGGAACUGUUUCUACCACGCUGGAUUCAAGGCUUCGGUCGGUAAAUGAAAAAACAGAGAAAGAAAUAGUAAGUGAUAAUAAUUUGGACAUAGAGUGCUUUUCUGAAGAAAACUUACAAAGUUUUGCGGAGGUUGACGAUGCUCUUUUGACCAACGAAGAAGAAAUGUUAAGUCUAUUUUGAAUGUAAAUGAUGAUAAAAGUGAACAAGCUGACGAAGAGAGCGAAGAAAAAAAAUUUAAAAUACCAUCUAUUUCAGAAAUGUAUUUUUAUAUUGAUCAGGUGCGUACUUAUGUUUCGAUAAACAGUGAUAUAAAUACAUACUGUACGUCAGAAGUAUCAAUGGCAUUAAACAAUAUUUCUAAUUUUGUUAAAAAAUCUUAUUCAAAUUAUAAAUAAACCACUAUAAUAGAUUAUUUUUCAAAAAAAUCGUAAACAUAUACUAUAUGUACUUUUGUUAAAAAUUCUGCAGUAAAAAAUUUGUUUAAUAAAUCAAUUUUUCAAAAAAAUCAAGUUACUUUUUAUAAUCCAGAUAUAACGAAGUUCGGUUAUAACAAUCAGAUUCCCUAGGUUCCUUAAAGAUCGUUAUAAGCGAAUUUGACUGUAUAUCUAACUCUUGUGCAUAUGCGGUUUAAAGUCCUUCAGAUGUACAUUUAUUAUAUCCCGGGGGUUAUUUUUCCUUGACUUUUUGCUUAUUCUAAUCUUACCAUAAUUUUAAUUUUAGUCUGUGGAUUGUUUUCUAGUUUCUUUGUACAUUUUAGGAAGCUUCUUCUUAACUUUAUCCGGUAAGUUUCAUCAUGCGUAAUAGUAUACAUUGGGUACCUUUCAUUAGAGAUAUAUGUGAAAUUUGUUUCAUUCGUUAAAUUUCACUAGCGAUUUAUCUGUAUAUAUGUGAUGGCGAUAUUUUUGUUAGAGGAUAAAUUUCUCCACUGAUGUUGGCUUUAAACAGUCUAUAAUAAUGCUGGAAUUCUGACUAUUUCGAAAUAAGCUUCCCAUUUUGAGUAAUAAAGUAUUUCAAUUGCAUAUUUUCCGUUUUAAAACAAAAUAAUGGUCCUUGCAGGUGAAUGAUCUAUCAAGGGGAACACCUAGGCAGUUUUAGAGAGUGUAUUAAUUUUUGUUUUUAUCACAAAUUGUAUAAUCCUUAAUUGCUUCAUUAAAUAAUAGAUUAAUUAAUCUAUAGUUUUAUUUGUAUAAGUAAUAGAUAAUUGUUGUAAGUACUGUUGUAUAAAAGGACCAUGAGUGAUUUUAAUAUUUUAUGUCGAGUACUGUCGCCUUUUAUAGAGACUUUUUUCUACACUGUGUUGUCUACACUUUGUACCACCAAGUAAUAAGUGAUAUCAGAUUAUUGUAUUAAAUCAUUUUGAGUUGAAUAUGAUAUGAGAGAAACGGCUAAUAACGUAUACAAUUUACUUAUGUCAUUUACUUAUUUGGUAUGAGUUUUUAUUUGAUAAAACAUUUUGAAAUUGUAAAUUAUUAAAUAUUUUAAAAUGUUUUCAAAACAAGCAAGGGGUGAAUUUUUCAGUAAUUGAGGGCAAGGAAUAAAGGUCUGAAGUUGUAAAGAGUGGUGGAUAAAAAUAAGUGGGUGAGGAAGGGGUGGCAUUAAAAUUGUUUCUAUCCGGGGUGCAUGUAUUCCAAAUGUACCACUACCUAGAAAUAAUUUACUUUAAUAUGAGAGAUUAUUUAAAAUGAGUUAUUCUUAGACAUAGAUAUGUUAAGAAAUAUAAAUUAUUUGGUUAUUAUUUAUUAUCUAUAAUAUAUUAAUGUAAAAUAUUAUUAUAAUUAUUUAUCAUUCUUUCAUUGUGUAUGUGUAAUUCUUCUAAAACUAAAAUAAUGUAAAUGUUAUUUUGGGUAUUUAAUAUUUCUAAGUCUUUAUUAAUAUCAAAACUUAUAUUAUGGUAAUUUUCUAAAACAUAUAUGUUUAGCGACAUUUGAAUUGGAGGGUGGUCUUUUAGUUUUAUUUUAGAAAUGUUUUCUUUACAUCUCAUUUUAAAAUGUCUAUUUGCCUUACCUAUAUAAAAUUUAUUACAGUUACAUUUAAAUUUAUAUAUACCAGCAUUCUCAAAAAAGGGGAAUUUGUUUAGUUUUAGUUUUUUAGUUAUUUUUAGUUUAAUUUUUUAUGGUUUGUUUAUAUGUUUAAUUAAACUAUUAUUAGUCUAAAAACAAUGUUUACAUUAUUUAUAUUAUUGUUCAGAAUAUUAGAGAAUUUCUUAGACAUAUUAUUUUAAUAUUUAAUUCUACAAUAGUUAACAACUUUAUUUGGUGAGUUGUGUUAUUUUCUUUUCUUUAAUACGUUUAUGAAUUUUUUUAAUAGUAUUUAAAUUGAAAUUAUUUCUAUAAUUAUUUCUGUUAUUUUUUUAACUAAUUUUAAAAAAAAUAUCUUAUAUCAAUAUAUUUUAGAUAACAAAUAAUAACCAAAUAAUUUAUAUUUCUUAACAUAUCUAUGUCUGAUAACUCAUUUUAAAUAAUCAUUUCUAUUAAAAUAAAUUAUUUCCAUGUAAAACGACCAAUUUGUAUAAUUUUUUCUUUAUGUAUUCCUUUGUUUAUUUUUAGAUUCUGAGUGUACCGAGAAAUAUUGGUUUUAUUAAAAUGUUUAUUUUUUUUUUAUCCUGUGUAGAAAAAUUCGACCAUAAAUUUUGCUUAGAUAUAAACACGCGGCAUCAUUUCUGAAAAGGAAUGUUGUCCAGAUGGUACUUUUGGGAGGUUAUUUUUGAUUUUUUAAGCGGUUUAUCUGAGAAAAACCCGUAUAGAACGUAAAGAAACGUAAGAAAAACGGGAAAUGCACGAAAUUAAUGCUUUUAUUAUUUUAUCAAUUUUGUUAUUUUUUAUAAUUCUGUUAAAAAUAUUUGUAAAGAUUUAAAAUUUGGACAAAAAACUUAUGUUUGUCUUUUCUAGAAGUAAUCAAAUUUUCAAAUAAAUUAGGCCAUUUUUAAGCUAUUUAUAGACAUUUUAAUUUUGUGAGUUUUGUACGUAAUUUUUAUUUCGUAGGUAUUCAGUGGUAAAAUUGUUAGACUUAACAGAAAUGCUUGAAAAUUGAACAGGAGGUUCAUUUAAUCUUAUUUUGUGGCAAAAAAAAAAAAAAUAUUGAGUUUAAUGUAGUAUUUUUUUUUUAUGAAGGAAUCUUGGUUUUACAUUUUGACGAAAAUUGAAUAAAAAAUUAUGUAGAACAAAUCUAAUUUUUCAAUUUUUUUUUUUUCGAACACAUGUGUAUUUAUCCAAUUUAAUAAGAAUAGUAAAGCUUUUUAAAGUUCAGAUAUUAUGUAGAUAUUACAUGUUUUUGUUAAAUAACUCUAUAUUGUCUGCUUACUAUAUGUUUGUUGUAGACGAAUGGUCAUAAUUACGUAUUCUUAUGUUAAGGAUCGCGGAUUCAAACCCGGAUUUUGAAAAGAAAUUGCUUACACUUUUUUUCCCUUUUACCUAAAUAGGGAAGAAACAAAUGUAUUUUAAGUGUACCUAGAGACCAAGCUAUCGCUAGCUCGGACGAUUUUAAUCGAAAAAUACCCCUCGAUUUGUUGUGCAAACUUUUCUACUAGGAAUCUUGUUACCAUGUAUCAAGUAUAGCUUAUAUCCUUAAAGGAAAUUUUAUCUCCAUGGUUUAGGGAGGUAAUUUUGUGAUUUUUCAAUCGGUUUUCAUAAUAACUGGGAAAAACCGGGAUAAAAUAUCGUAAAAACGGAAAAUGCACUAAAUGUAAGUAUUAAUAAAUAAAAAAAAAAUUAUAGCCUUUUGUUUCUGUGUACAACUUUUUUACCAGCAAUUUUGAUUCGAUUUACGAUGAUAGCAUUUUUUCUGAAAGUAAAUCUUACUUACUUAAAGGUACUUUAGGGUGGUAAUUUUUUGGUUUUUCAAGAGUAAAUGUGAUAAUCCAGGAAAAAACAUGUGAAAAACGGGAAAAUCGAUACAAUAUUAUAUAAAUAUUAUUAAAGAAAAUAUAUAAUGCCUAUUUAAUUAUUUACCAUAAUAUGACAUAUAUAUUGUUGACAAAGUAUCACUGAACUGCGCUCAGAAUUUUUUUUUCGUUAGCAAUGGUGUAUCGUUUCUUACUGAUAUACAUUAAAUUACCUAUAACAGUGACUGCACCCGUCUUCAUUUUUCUAGGACACUUUUUUUAUUUGUAUAUUUUACAACACUUAGAACCAAUUAUGCACUUAUAUACAUAUAUUUAUUAUUUUAUAGUUUUAUUAUAAAAAUAAUAAUAAUAAAUUGAUGACCAUACUAUAUAAUUAUAUUUAUGGAUUAUAUUUCAUUUCCUAAUUAUUUUAUCUAUAGAUUUUCGUUAGGCUUAUUUAUUUAUUUAUUUAUUACUAAUAACUACAACAAUAUAAAAAAGAUACAGACAUGUUUCGCACAAUGGGUGGGCUUACUGUUGUGAGUGAAAAGUUAAGAAGGUAAAAUGAAAUUGAAUGUUUAUCUGUACAUAAUGGUUAAUUAUUUUUAAUGAAAACAAUUCUGAACAGAUUUAGUUAAUAUAUGUUUUGAAAUGCCGUAAUAUUUAUGAUUUUAAAAUAAUAAAUUUCGUACAUUUUCUCAUUUUUCCUUUUUAUUAUGAAAAUCACUUAGAAAAUCAAAAUAAAACCUUCUUCAAUUACUAUCACAGUCAAAUUUACGUUCAGAAAAAGUGCUAUACUUAAAUAAUUGAGCAAAAUGUUUAAUAUAAAAGUUAUCACAGAAAAAACAAACAUUAAUUGAUACAAUUCAAAUUACAUACAAUAUUAGAAGGUUGGUCUACUCACGAUCACCUAUGGCUGUGUUGCUAGUAGGGUUCAAGACAGAACAACAAAUAUACUAAAAUAAUUGCACAUAAAUAUGGAUAAAACUAAAUUAACAUUGUUAAUUAUUAAUUACCAACUUAAUGUUUUUUCAAGCAUUAAAUAAGAAUUAUCCUUGUGUUAUCUAUUUUAAACUAAUUUUAUCUAUUUAACAUUGUAAUAAUAAUCUCAUUGAUUUGAUGAUAUGAUUUUGUUAAUUAGAGAGAAUUUUCAUCUUAUAUUUAAUGUAAUUAAAUUAGAUAACGGGAAUACGUUUAUUUGUUGAAUAUAAUAUACAUUUUUAAAGCUUUGUUAAUUUACACAGUGCUCUGUGUGCUCAAUAAUUUAUAUUACUUACUUUAAUUCAAUGAUCUAUCUCAAUGUUUCUAGUAUUAACUAUUUAAAAACAAAUAAGGUUUUUUAGGAAAUUGCCUUUUUUAAUGUCUUAUAAAAAUAAUUACUGCAUUAUGCGAAAUAUUAGAGACUUGGAAAAAAACUUAUUUGUAAGGAAAACCAGCAUAAAUUUGUUAUCAAAGGGUGAACAAUUUUUUGUAGGUACAGUUUUGAAAGUUGUAUCAUGGUAUAUCAAUUUUAAAUUGAUUAUAUUAUUUCUAUAUUAGUUAUAAACAGAGCAUAUUAAUUAUUUUAGAUUAUAAAAGUCAUGCAAGUUAUCAUGCAGUUAUUUAUGAUUAUAUUAAUUUAAAAUAUUUAUAUUAUUUAUACAUUUUUUGUUUCACAUUUUAGGCAAAGACAUUCGAAGCAUUUUCAGAAUGGAUGAAAGAAAUAAAGCAGCAUCGACUUUAUCGUCAACAUGUUUUAACUUUUGGCCUAACAAAACAAACACAAUCAUCUUUACAAAAAAAAACAUCUUGUAAGUGUAUUAGAAUAUUAUUAAGUUGUUAUAGAAUGGCUGAAUUGUUACAAAAAGUACAUUAUUAAUGUGUAUGAAUAAAUAUUAACAUUAUGCACUAGUAUUUUUUUUAUUAAAUUUGAUGUGUUUAAAAUAAUUUACUUUUUUUAUGGGGCCCAAUAUUUGUAAUUAAAAACUUUAGUCUUAAAAAUACAAUAUUACCAUUGAUUAAAUAAUAUGUUAUAUUUUAUUCCCUUUGUCACUUAAGAAGCAAUUGAACAAACAAACAAAAAUACCUUUAAGCAUAAUUAUAAUUUCACAUGUCAACAUUCAUAAUAUAUAUUCAUGUUUUAGAUUGGUAUCAAAUAAUAGUAUUUGUAAUUUAAAACAAUAUACAUAUAUUUUUUAUUAUUUCACCUCCUAAAAUAUUUAUUAUAGAUCUACAUAGGCAGUGUUAACAACAUAUAAUGCUAUUUAAUUAUGGUGGACACUGUAUUAUCAUAUUAUAAUACAAAUUAGUUGUUUUAUAAUUAUGUAAAACUUCAAAAUUUAACAUUAUCAGUGAUAGGAGUCUUAAUAAUAGGGGAGAGGAAGCUCUGUAUUCCAUGUCCCCUCAUUAAAUAAUUCACUGAGUGGCACAAUGGUACUAGAUAACCUAUAUAUCAUAUAAAGCUUUAGAAGAACAAAACAUCUCUGGAGGUUAGAACAAAUUUCAGUAUUUUAAAUAUUUUAUUCUAAACAUAUUUAAUGUAUCUUUUUCUCCUUCGCCUUUAUCCAAACUAUUGGAUCAGCUAAGUUCUGUAAAAUUUAUUUUUGUUUUAAUUGAUAAUUUUGAAUAUAUUUAUUUUUUCAGUAAUGUCUCCUGUAGAAUCAAUUAAACAUUGUACUCCAAAUUCACGUUUAAAUGGUUGGUGUUCACAGUUGGAUCCAGCAACUUCAGAACUUAAGCAAGUUGAACAAAGUUUGAAGUCUUUAAACCGUAUACUUGAUCAAUUAGAAUCAGUUGAUAAUGAUGUAAAUAUUUUUCAUUAUUUUAUUAAUUUCUUUAGUUACUUCUAAGUUUUAAGAAUAAUAUUUAUUUUUUUUUAUAGGCUGGUGUUCUAGAUGGAAUUCCAGUGACAAAAAAAAGCACGAGGUUUCGUUUGCGUAAAAAAAAAAGCGGUGGUGGUAGUUGGGGUGGUACAAUUGCUGGAUGGGGUAUUGAUAUGAACCAAGCAAUCAGUCAAUCAACUAAUAAAACCUCUGUUGAUGUUACAGACACAUCUAGUUUUGUAAAUAAAACAAUUAAUAAAUUUAUUGGGGUGGAAUGAAGCAAAUCCUCUCUUUUCCCCAGGUUUAAACUUCAAUUUAUUAAAACUAUCGUCUCCCAAAACAAUGAACUAAUUUUAAUGAAACUUAAAAUAUAUUAUUGUGAUAGCCUAAAGGGAUCCAAUUUGAAUAGUUUUCCUUCAUUAAUUACAACUAAUUGUAUAUUAAUUCGCUUAAAAUGUAUAAUAAGUGAUUGAAUAUAAGAAACUUGAAUGAAAUUAUUUAAAUCAAAAUUUCCUGUGUAAAAUUUUAAUCUUAAGUAUUACUUUUGUAUAAUCAUGAAAUUAAUUAAAUUAUUGCCUAAUAAGCGUAUGAGCAAGAACAACUUUUGCUAAUGUAAUGUUUUUAUUUUAUAUAAUGAUACACUAAAAAGUUAUAUUUCGGUUAGUAAAUAUCAUAAUUUGAUUUUCUUAUUGCUGUUUAUUAAUUAUGAAUAGUUUAUUUAUGCCUAUUGAAAGACUGCUUAAUAAAUAAAAUUAAUUUAAUUAUGGGAAAACCAUUCAUUAGAUGACAAAAACAUAAAUGUUUUUUGUAUUUACAAGCUUUAAAGUUAUUGUUUGUUUGAAAAAUAAUUUCACUCCGCCUCAUUUUUGUCAGUUGACAUACAUAUUAUUUUUAGUCUAAUAUUUUUUUUUUUUUUUGUCAUAGCAAACUGGAAUAGCUACUCAGAAUUUAUCAAACAGUAAUCCAUCAUUAACUGUUAAUCCAUCAGCUAGUGAUCUUCAACUCUAUACAGAUUUUGUUAUUUUAGCAAAAGAUAGUAAGUGUUAUAAAUUUGUAUUUUGUUGUAUAACUUAAUUAUUUAAUAUUCAUAUGUUUUUAGUUCAAAAUAGCUUUAAAUUAAUUAUGGAAACAAUAAACGAAGAACGUAAUCAUAUAUUUGUCGGAGAAACAAGUGAUGAUAAAAUAUCUAAUUAUCGAGUUGCUCUAAAUAAAGCUGUUCAACAAAAUAGCGAACUUCGUGCUAAAUUAAAUAAUAUUCAUAUUACUUCGGACACAUCAAAUUUUUCAGAUCCUGUAAGCAUUUUUUAUUAUACAUUUAAAUAAGUUUAAUAAAAUAUUGUUUCAUUAUAUUUAGGUUUUAAGUUCAUCAUUAUCAUAUAGUUCUGGUGUAAGUGGUUCAGAAGUAUUUUUUGAUGCAGAAGAAUAUCAAUGUGGUAAAAUUAAUGAAACUGUAACAAAUGAAUUAGUUUCUGGUGAGGUAGUUGCUCAAACUUCAGAUACAUCUUCUGAAGCUGGAUCUCUGUCAUCUGAAGAUGGAUCUAUAUCUUCUGAAAAUAGUGAUGGAGCAACAUCUGAAUACAAUAAUCCUCAAGGGUGUAAGUACAUAAAAUGUAUUAUUUAUCUUUAUAUUAAUAUAUAUAUUUUAUAUUUAAAAGUAACACAAUUAGUUUAGUUACCAAAUAGACUAAAUUUUUAUAAUCCAUUAUAGUAUUUCUUCUAGAUAAAUAAAUGGUUAGAUUAUAGUGAUUAGUCAUAUUAGGGAAAAUAACACUAUUUAAAUAAUUAAUAUUUUUUGAUUCUGAGUGGAGCAAGAAAUGUACUUAUUGGUUUUACAAUGUUUUAAUUUUUUAUGUGAACAAAUUAAAAAAGUUGUUUUGAAAUUUUGCUUUGAUUUUCAAAUUCAGUGCCUUUUCUGAAAGAAAAUUUUUGAAAUGUAUUAAUUUCAAAUCGUAAAUAUUAUGGCCUUUCAAAAUAUGUGUAACCGAACUCGUUUUUCGUUAGCAAAAAUACCUUUAGGUAUCAUUUUGGUAACCUAUCACCAUAGAUAAAAAACAAACAGAAAAAUAAUACCUCACUUUUUGAAGCACUCUUGGAAUAAUGAUAAAGUAAGAAUAGAUAAUUCAUAUCUAUGUACACUUAUAUUACAUAUUCUGUAAUUUGUAUAGCUAUUUAAAAUAUUGAAGUAAUAGGUGUAUAGAUAAACAUUUUUGGGCUCUUGUAAAUGUUGAACAAUUUAAUAUUAAAUUCAUUAUAAUUUAUGAGUAACUUGUAGAAAAAAAAAACUGAUACUGGAAACAGGUGCAGCUACUGAGAAAAAUACUGGAGACGGGUGUACUGUGUGCCAUUGUUGUAGAUGGGUAAUAAGGAAGGCGGGAUACAUUGAGUUAUUUAAUUUAUUCCAGUAACCAACAAUAAACCAUUGAUAACGAAAAACAAUUCUGAGCGAAGUUCGGUUAUACAUGUUUUGAAAGGCAGAAAUAUUUACGAUUUUUGUCGAAAUUUGAUUUUAAAACAAUUGUAAAAAAAAAAAAAAACUUCAUUAAACUAAAUUUUUUUUUAUCACCAAUUACGACUUAUAAUGAACCUCCUAUCAAAUUAUCAAGCAUUUCUGUUAAAAGUUAAUAAUUUGUCUACAGUCAACAUAAAAAAUCGCAGUAAUUCGUUUUUGCUAAUUAUUAUGUAAAAUCCUUUAGAUAUUAAAAAAUUACUUAUUCUAUCUAUGGCUAUGUGUUAAGAGUAACAAAAUCAAAUUUUCAUUUUUCGAUUGAAGUAUUAUUUCUGGUAGAAAACUUAAGGGGAGGGGAAGAUUUUUAAAAUCCACGUAGGACACGCAUUUAUGAUUUAUGACGAGUUCAAUAUUAAAUUAAGGUAAAAAUAUAUUGGAGAAUGAACAGGCGGUACGAUCGCAUUAUCUCACCCUGCCAUAAUCGAACUAAAAUCCUGUGUACGCUACUGGUUGUAAACAAUUUGCUCUUUGGGUUACCGUACGGGUUUGUCAAAUAAACACCGGAUAAUCGCGACUGAAGACUGUACUAUAAGUUGUAAAUAAAAUAAAAUUGUAAUCUCGGACGGGGCCCGGACGAGUGUGAAUAGCUGAUCUGAGUCAACCCUGACGUGUUUCGUGUCACGGACCCGGCCUGGACCAGUGGGACCUAUUUAGUCGUACUUUACGUCAAUAUAAUCCCUAAAUCGUCCAUAAUAUGGACGACAGGUUUUGAAAAUAUCAUAGGGGGUCACUAUUUUAUAAACACAUGUAGUUAUAAUGACUUAGUUAAUAGUUAAUAGUUUUAUCUUAAUCUCACCAUAUGUUUCCUAUUUUUAUUUUCCUUAAAUUGUUUAUUAAACAAUUACUAAAAUAUAUUUAUAUGUUAUUUUGUAUGUUAUAGCAUUUUAAUAGUAUUAGCAUCAUGAAAAAUCACAAGACAAAAAUGUUAAAUUGCCAUUUUAUUUUUGAAAGUUAUACGUUUUUACAUAGACAAUGUAUUUUCCAAACCGUUAUCAAUACGUUGGUAUACGUUCAUAUACCAACAUACCGUUAAUCAGAUACCAGUUAACCGAGAAUUUGGUUGAUUACUGAAUUCUACACUUUUUCUUUGCUAUCAAGUAUUAAAUAAUCAAUUGUUGUAAAUAAAGUUAGUAUUUUGAGGAUGUACAUGACAAAUAUUGAUUUUUUUAUAAUAUGACAACUGUGGGUGGCUGAGCUGCGCCUUAUAAAGUCCAUGGGGAGCUAUACACCCGAACAUUAAUAAUUGUUUUAAAUAGUUCACAGUAAAAUAUCUAGCUAUGAUUAUUGUAAAUUCGUAUUUUGACGAUAAGAAUAGAUAUUUAUUUGAGCAUUUAAUAGUUAACAAAACUGCAUAAAACACUAAAUAAUUGGUUAAAAUAUAAUUAUUAAGUUAUUAAAUUAUCUACUUUAAGUUCUGACUCCAGAGACACUAUAACAAUUAUAAACAAUAAAUACUUACUUAUAAUCUAAUACUUAUCCCUUCAGAAUUUUUUUUUCGUUAGAAAUGGUGUAUUAUUGCUUACAAAUAUAUAUUAUAUUACCUAUAACAGUGACUCCAUUAUUCUAGAACGUCGUUUUUACUUUUGAAAUUGUGUAGAACAUUAUCGUAAACAGACCAACACCCUGUACUACCUGGGACCAAAAUUUGUUUUUCUUAUUCAAUCCCGUUUUACUUUUUUACUCUAUGAUUUUACGUGACGAUGAAUUUUUAAUUUGAAAUCGGUCAUAUUAUACACAUAUAAUACUCUUCAUAUCAUAAUUAAUUAAUUAAUAUAUUUUUUUAAGAGUAUUAACCAUUAAAUAAUUUUGUUUUUUCUUUAUUAUUUUAUUAAAUAUUUUUGUAUUUCACGAAUUAUGAAAUAUCAGUUUCUUAUUCAUGAAAAGAUCAAUUUCACGAAGUGGUUAUUACAUAUUUACUGAAUUAUUUGUAUAUGAUUUAUUAUGAUAUUCGUUUAUUAUACACACAUGAUUGUAAAUUGGAUUGGCGAAAAGAUUAUAGUUAAUUAGUGUGUGCAAGAAAUUACUUUUGUACGUGUCCCAGCCUUAGUUGAUGUUUAGCGAAUGAAUGAAUGAAUGAAUGCUAAAUAGGUACAUCAUAUUUCAAGAAGGUGUGUGAGUACAACUUAUAAAUAACGUCCCGUUAAAUUUUCAAGCAUUUCUGUUUAUAUCUACAUAUAGAUAGUAGGCACCUACCAAAUGAAAACUAUGUAAAGAAAACUAGCAAUCAUAAAAUGUCUAUAGCUCAAAAAUUGCCAAAAUAUUUUGAAAAUGUUACCACGUUUAGAAAAGGUAAAUAUAGGUAAAGUUUCUGUUAAAAUGUCAAAUCUCUACGAAUAUUUUUAACCGAAUUACAAAAUAAAAAAAAAAAAAAAUUGAAAACAAUGAAAUCAUUUUUUUCUGUAUUUUCCUGUUUUUUAUAAGUUUUUUCACAGUUUUGCUCAAUAAUGAACGAAACUACACUGAAAACCAAAAAAACAAUUUUCAUGUCAUCAAGUAAAUACAAAAAACUGUUAAAAUACAAAACACAAAAAAAGGUGUUUGUAGUUUUGCGAUUGGUGCAAUAUUUCUGAUAAAAAACAUAAACCGUUACUACAAAUUUAAAAUUAUAAAAUCAAUAACACCGCUUUACUCCAUAAAUAUUUGUUCACUUUUCCGAUAUUUUUUUUAUAUAAAACCACUUGGAAAAUCAAAAAAAUGAUGUCUCCAAUGCACCAACUAGAUCCAUAAUGCUACAAAAAGAUCUCUUGUUAUUUUUCAAUUGGAAAAAAAUAAUCAUAAUAAUAAUAAUAAUAAACAGUAAAACCAAUAUAUCCCAUGCUACUCUUCAAAUCUAAAAAUGUAUAUACCUAUAUCCUACACGUGUCGCUGUAUUUUAUUUAUGUAAUUGUUAUUAGUUUGGCAAUUUGUCAAAUAAUAUUUCCCGCGUUCAAUAGUGGCUACCCUGCUAAAGUUUACACACUGCAAAAAGUUCAGACAGAACUAUAUUUCUCCCCUUAUGUUCGUAAAAUCAAUGUAUUCGUCAGAACUCAGAAGUAAUCACUCUUUCUUAUUUUACAAAAUGAUGUUUGAUAAGACAUUUUUAUUCAAAACAAUUUAGUAUAAAUUAUAAUAUCAAUAUUAAAUGUUUAUGAUGGAAGAUGGGUAAAUAUUUUCGCGUAAGUUAAGUUUAUCAUUAAAAACUUUGUAGUAAAAAAAUUAAAAAAAAGUUUUAACUUUCCUGUUUUAGUUAUUAUAAGACAAAUUAUUGUUUUUUCUUAUAGUAGUUUGUGGAGGAUCUGGUGAUAUUAGGAAUAUGACAGGACGGCGAACUAAGUUACCUUGCCCAAAACCCGAUACAGAAGGUUUAUCUUUAUGGAAUCUCUUAUGCAAAAAUAUUGGUAAAGAUCUUUCCCAAGUCUCCAUGCCAGUGGCACUUAAUGAACCUCUUAACAUGUUACAGGUAAAUAUUUUAAUUUAUUUUAAGUAGAUUAUUUUUUUAAACUAAAAUUAUAUCUAAUUAGAUAAUUCCUUUAAUUAUAUUCAUUAGUUAAUUAAAACUGUAAAUUAUUUUAAAUAUAAAAAGUAUUAAAUUCAAAUUAUUCUAUACUUAGUUGUUGAUAGGUGUUUUUAAAAAAAUUUAUAAUUAUGGCAGAUUUUUCAACUCUAAAAAACUAUGGACGUACGGUUUAUUAUUUAUCAAAUAAUUUCAAAAAACAAAAACUAAAAUAUAUAAGUAUUAAAUAUUAAAGAAUAAAUUGAAAAAAUAUAAUUUAAAUUUUGUUUGAUUAUAUAACUCAUAUUUUUUUUUUUAUUUACACUAUAAAUAUUGUAUAAUUAUGUGUGGUUGGUAAACCACACAUCGGUAACUAUGUUAUAAAUAUGCAUGUCGAUAGUUAAAGGUUAAUAUAAAAGCACUUAUGUACUUAAAGCCGUGAAAUGUGCACUAAAAUAUGCUCUAAAAAUAUGUUUAGUGAUAUUGGUAAUUAAAAUAUUAAUUAAAAAACAUACAUAAAGCAAAUAUCACAUUAAAUAAAAAAAAUUUUUAUCUUAAUGCACUUUUUACUUUUACUUUUUAUUAAUUUAACUAACUAGACAUUAGUAAAUUUACUUUAAUUGAUUUAUAAAUUAAAUAAUAUUAAUAAAAUAAUUAAUUAAAUAAUUUAUAAAUUUUAAUUUGGCAAUUAUUUUUCUAGCAAUAUAUUUUGUGAUAGUCAUUUUGACAAGUGUUAUUUUUGAGAAAUUUUGAAAUUAUUAUUAAACAAAAAUAAUUAUCAGCAAUCUAAUGAUUGCGUAAUCCGAAACUAAGUAGUUGCGAGAAUAAGACUUAUUAACACUUAUGUCAAUAUAUUUUUUAAACAAAUAUUUUUAUAUAUAAUUAAAUAAAAGUGUCAAAAAAUCUCAAAUACAUGAAAAUAGUUGUCAAAAGUAUAGAAAACAUGAAAAUGUCUCAAAAAUAAAAAACUACAUAUUCAAUAUCAAGUUAUAUAUUUGACUUUGCCGUAAUAUGGAACAUAUUUACUUCCAGUUAUAAUUUUUUUACUACAUUAAAUAAAUAUGAAGACACUAGAAGUCCAAUGGUCUAUUUAUAAUCUUUAAGAUUUAACAAAUUAUAUUAUAAAAGAUAAUAUUUAAAAAUCUCAAAGAUUUUAGAAUCAUUUACAAUUUAAUGAAAUAAAUAAUUUUUAAUAAAAAAAAAAUGUAUACAUUUUGUCCAUAAAUUAAAAAUUUAGGUUUUUAUGUCUAGCGUAUGUGUGAAGAACUGGAAUAUAGUGAACUUUUGGACAAAGCAUCAGAACAGUCUGAUGUCUAUGAGCGCAUGGUAUAUGUAGCUGCAUUUGCAGUAUCUAGUUAUGGAUCCAGUUAUUAUCGGGCUGGUUCAAAACCAUUUAAUCCACUUUUGGGUGAGACCUAUGAAUGUAUAAGAGAUGAUAAAGGAUUCAAAUUUAUUGCAGAACAAGUAAUGGCAAUUAAUUAAAACAUUUAUUAAAUUUUUAAUUAUUUGUGUACACUUUUAAUUUUUAUUGUAUUUAUACUUUAGGUUAGUCAUCAUCCACCAGUUAGUGUUUGUCAUGCUGAAUCAAAAAAUUUUAUAUUUUGGCAAGAUGUUAGAAUUAAAACAAAAUUUUGGGGGAAAUCUAUGGAGUUUCAACCAACAGGUUUGUUUAAAGUAAUAUAAAAAUGGCAUAUUUUUGAUUUGUGAAUAUUAUUUUACUUUUUAGGGUAUGUAAAUGUACAAUUACUAUGUGAAGAUAGCAAAGAUCAUUACAGAUGGAAUAAGGUCACAACUUGUGUUCAUAACUUAUUUGGUGGUCAAAGGUCAGUAGACCAAUAUGGUGAACUGAAAAUUACUAAUUUGGAUAAAAAUAUCACUUGUAAAUUAACAUUUGUGAAGGUUAGUUGAAUUCAAUAUUUUAAAUUUUAUGUAUUUUAACUAAAUAGGUAUUUUUGAAAUUGGGUGUAUAACUUUUGUUAUGGAAAUAAAUGAUACAGGGUAGCUUUUGUUCAAAAUAUGAAUUGAAGUAGACUUUGAUUUAUUUUCAUUAUCAUAUUCUAAAUAUACAGAAAAAGUUAUUAGUUUCACAAAAAUAUUUUAUUUUUUCCUUGGGAAACCCUUUUUGGUGAGUAUUAAUGCAAUAUUAAAAUAUGAGAAUUUGCUGGGCAGAUAUAAGUACUUUAUUUUAAACAUUUAUCAACAUUUUUAAUUGUUCAAUCUAAAAGAUUCCUAGCGUUACUUGGCAAUAAAUAUCACCCUAAUACUAUGCUCAGAAAUAAAACAUUGUCUAUAAAUUGGAUUUAUUAAUUCGAUAUUUAAUCUAUGACCAAAAUCAGGGCGAUGUUUUUUAAAUAUUUAUUCUAAAAUGAAUUACUUUGUAGAAAAAUUUAUUUAAUAAAAUUAUUUGUUAAGUAGGGGUAAAAAUUGGGUAAAAUGGGAUUUACAUAAGUGAAAAAUGUACUAUACUAUACACAAGAUAAUAAUAGAAUGUCAUUUAAUAAAUUAGCAUUUAAAUACUAGUAUUAAUUCAUAACAAAAUGUGUCAGUAGUGCGAAAAAUUGUAAUUUAGUUUAAAAUUACAAAUAGUACAAUUUUUAAAUUAGAAUUAUCAAAAACUUUUAAUUGAACUUCAUAUUACAUAUUACCUAAUUUAUCCUCAUAAUGAGUGUCUAUUUAUUAUGAACUAGCUACUUUCUCAAAGGAUUUUAAGGGAAUUUAAUUUAAUUUUUUUUUUUAAUCAUUAUAAAAUUAUUUUAUUCUAUUACCAACCAUUUAGACCUUAUACCUUCAAUGACCAUACAGUUUUGAUUUUCAAAUAGCUAGCCUCCUCUUUCCCCUUUUAAAUACAGAUUUAAAUAGAGAAGAUUUUAGAUAUGCAUAACAUUAUAUCAAAAUACUGUUCAUGAUUUAUACAAUUUUAAAAUUUAGACCAGUGAAGUAUGGAAAAAUUAAAAACUAUAUCCAUUUUUAUAUGCUAAAUUGAUAUCCCUAUAUAUCAUAUUUUUUCAACUUUUUUUUGUACUCUUUAAAUUUAUAUUAUUUAAUUGAGCUUUAUCUUCUAUUUUUUUUUUUUUUUUUGGAAUAUUUAGGCUAGUUAUUUUUCUGCCAAACGCCAUGAAAUACAUGGUGUUGUAGUUGAUGAAAACGAAGGAAAAGUUGUACGAAAACUAUUUGGUAAAUGGAAUGAAGCUUUAUAUUAUGGAGUUGCCCCUUCUGCAAAAUGUAUAUGGAGACCAGGUAUAGUACAUAAUAUGACAAUUAACAAUAAAUUGUAGUUUUAGUUUUUAAUUUUUAGUAAAAUUGUAUGAGCUAAUUUAUAGGUACAAUGCCUGAGGACUAUGAGUUAUAUUAUGGCUUUACACGAUUCGCAAUGGAAUUAAAUGAGCUUGACUUAGAAACAGCCAAGAUUUUACCAAAAACUGAUACAAGAUUUAGACCAGAUCAAAGGUAUUUUUAUACUAUAUUUAACAUAUUAUUAUUAUUAUUAUGAUUAUGUUAUAUUAUAUUAUUAUUAUGUAUAUAUAUAUAUAUAUAUCUUAAAAUAUGUUUUAUUAAUAAAUAAUAAAUUACUUAAAAUAGGUUAUUAGAAGAAGGGGACUUAAAUCGUGCUGAAUCUAUGAAACUUAAUUUAGAGCAAACCCAACGGGAACGACGUAAACACAAAGAGGAAACUGGAGAACAACAUGAACCUAAAUGGUUUAGAAAAACCGUAAGAAAUGGUAUUGAAACUUGGGAGUAUAAUCAUAUGUAUUGGGAUGCUCGUAAAAAUCCAGGAUUUAAUAAUUAUCAAUUCGAAAAACUUUGGUGAUUGUUACUAUAAAGUGCUAAUUAGUUUUGUCAGUUGGUGAUACGGUAAUUAAAAAAUAUUAGCCUUAUGUUUAAAAAAUCGGGUGAACAAAAUAAUGUGAAUCAAACAGUCUCAAAAUUGAGACCAAUUAGUUAAUCUAGUCAAUAUUUUCAUACUCAUUUAUUUGUAAUUUUCCAUUAAUUAUUUAAUUAUAUUUCUUCCAUUUAAUAAAAUCACUUCAUAAGUAUCAAAGUACUAACUUAAUAUAGUUAUUUUUUGUAUCUAUUUAACUUAUUUUCGAUUUAUUAGAUCAAACACCAAUAAAAAUUUUUGUUAUGAUAAGAUACAUGAAUUAUAUUACAUGAACUGAACCUUGAGUAUUGAAAUAUAAAUAUUUUAGAAUCAUUGACAAUUUAUAGGAUUAGAAGUAUUAAGAAUAAAAGAAACUCUAUUUAUUUGCUUAUUAUUAUUAUUUAAAAAAAAUACUUAUUUAACAUUCUUUUAGGUUGUAUAAAUAUAUAUGUUACUGAAUCUGUUUUGUUUAAUCAAUUUUUACUAAUUAAUUUUGAUCUAAAAGAAAAGUGUUAAAAAUUGUUUUUUAUGCGGUAUAAGUGGAACAUAAUAAUUUUAAAUUAUAAUACUAUUGUUUUGCUAAAAUAUUACUGGUGCUCAGUAAGUAAUAGUUUAGUUAUUAACUCCUAUCAGCUUCAAACAUUGUAUUGUUAGUUAUUCAAAUUUUAUGAAUGUAAGCUUUUAAUGAAUGAAAAAUAUACUGGAUUUAAAUUUAUAAUAAAUAUGAAUACCUUUAUAAUAAUAUUAAAAUAGUAAACAAUAUAUAUAAAUGAUGAAAUACAAAUAAAAUAAAAAAAUAUGAAGGAAAAUGAUAUGGUUUAAAAUAUGAUUAUCAGGUAAUAAUAUUUUUUUAGGCUCAGUUUUUACUUUAUAUUUUUAUUCAUACUUCAUAUUUAUAUUUUUUACAUUUAUUUUUUUUAUGAUACCUUUGAGUAUAAAUCUUAAAAGUAAUUGUUGUUAUUUUUUAAUAAAAAAAAGUACUUGCAUAAAUAAUUUAACAUUCCCAUUAUAUUUUAAAUUUAGAUCAAAUGAAAAUAAAAUAGUUUAUUCCAAUAAAUUAUAUUAAUACAUUUUUGUAAUAACUGCAAAUAUAAUGAAUCAUAUUUAUUGUUUUUUUUUUUUUUAAAAAAAAUUGUUAAUGAAAUAAUUAAAAAUUGAAUAUAUUGUUAUUAUUAUAUUUUAUAGUAAGUAAUUAAUAUUUCAAAUGCUGUAAAAUGUUUUGUUACUUUUAUUGUUCUCCUUGUGUUCAUAACACAUGUACAUUAAUUGUAAUAAUAUACUUUCAAUGUAGUUUUUAUUCUAAUUAUAAUAUAUAUAAAUCAAAAUAUUUAACUGCAUUUUAUAAUGAAGCAAGCUCAAAAGAAAGCAUACAUAUAUUUUUCCAUCUUAGGUAAAUUUAAAUAUUAGUAGAAUAAAAAUAAAAUUUACUAACAUAUUUUUUUUUUUUUUUUACUGGGUUGUUUGAUUAUUAUUAAAUUAUACAUUUUAUAGUAAUAUAUCAUCAUUUAUUUUUAUUUGGUUUGUGUCAUUUCAAAAUUAAUUUAGGUGGUUAUGUAUUAUUACUUAAAUUGUAUUAUUCCAUACAAUAGGAACCAUUUCACUUUUAAAGUUAUAACUAUUAUAGUAAUAUAUUAUGUAUUCUGUGAUAGGUGUGGUACAUUGUACACUACUAAUGUUUUAAAUCAGUUACAUACAACACAGUUACAAAUAUUUAUACAUAUUAAUACUUUACAUUCCCAAUAAAUAUCUAUUUAUUAAUGUUAUUUAAUGAAUCGUAAAAGUUAAACAUAAAUUAUUAUUUUAUACAUGUUCAUAUUAUAUUAUUAGUUAUUAAUUAUUAUCUUUGUCAUAUAAAUUUUGUUAUUAGUUUAACCCACGAUUAUAUUUGUGGUCUAACCUAAACUAAAAUAUUGUUUAGUUUUAAGUAUGGAAAGGUGCAGUUAUCUCACUAAUACAAGCUACUCAAAUUAGUAAUAUUAUAACAAUGUUAUGAUAUAUGUUUAUUUAAAUUUAUAUAACAUAAUACUAUUUAUGACAUUUGUGUAUGUAGGUUGUGGUAUGUUUUGCUUAAAAAAAAACUGUGAUUUUUAUAGGUGUUUUGUUUUUUAAUGUUUAUAUAAUUGAUACAUUUAGGAAUUAUUUAAAGUAUACAUACCUUAUUAACACCAAAGAAUAUACAUAUGCUCGCAAACAGUUUUGUUAAAAUAUUUAUGUAAAUCAGCAAACAGUUUUUGAGUCUUUAAAUAUUUCAUACCUAUUUCAAUAAAUUAAUGUUGUCUACAUAUUAUAGUAUGUUAUCAAACAAAUACAAUAAAGUUUCUUAAAUUA
Molecule: messenger RNA, 33378 nt
Organism: Cinara cedri
Lineage: Eukaryota; Metazoa; Arthropoda; Insecta; Hemiptera; Aphididae
Source: the annotation of a GenBank genome assembly